Messenger RNA from Malus domestica (apple), 588 nucleotides. NCBI's taxonomy places the organism in Eukaryota, Viridiplantae, Streptophyta, Magnoliopsida, Rosales, Rosaceae. The record is from RefSeq and is a predicted model, not a curated record.
CCUCCAUUUCAACAUCUGUCUUUCUCUCAGCUCACCCCAACACAAACGGAAGGGAGAGAAACAAACAAUAACGCCAAAGGAGAGAAUCUCUCAUCCUCCCAAUUUUCUCACCUCCCAAACACCAUUUUUCCAUAACAUUACUGUGUAUUAUACCUAGAAAUGUCUGAUGCGUAUUGCCCCGACUGCAAGCGCCAGACGGAGGUUGUGUCUGACCACUCGACAGGCGACACCGUAUGCUCCGAGUGUGGCCUAGUGCUGGAAACCCAUUCCAUCGACGAGACCUCGAAGUGGCGUACCUUCGCCAACGAGUCGGGCGAUAACGACCCGGUCCGUGUUGACGGCCCUACCAACCCCUUGUUGGCCGAUGGCGGGCUGUCCACUGUCAUAGCCAAGCCUAAUGGGGCUUCUGGUGAGUUCUUGUCUUCGUCAUUGGGUCGGUGGCAGAACCGUGGGUCUAAUCCGGAUCGGGGCUUGAUACUGGCCUUCAAAACCAUUGCUACCAUGUCUGAUAGGUUGGGCCUUGUUGCAACCAUCAAGGAUCGGGCUAAUGAGAUAUAUAAAAUGGUGGAAGAUCAGAAACUCUUAUAA